AUGAAAAUGAUUGAAAACGGUCCUCGAGAAUUUGCAUUUGAUCGAACACAGCUUCAAAGAGUUCUCCGUAUGGCUGCCAAAAUAUUUCUCGAAGAAAGUACGCUGCUGGAGAUUCCGCUACCUACUAUGAUAUAUGGGGAUACACAUGGCCAAUACUCGGAUCUUCUCCGCUGGUUCAAUCUGAACGGUUGGCCACAUGAAACUCGGUGCGUCUUUCUGGGCGAUUUCGUUGACCGAGGUUCACACGGUGUCGAACUGUUCACACUACUUACGUGCCUAAAGGUUUGUUUCCCUGAUAACAUCUUCGUCAUACGUGGGAAUCAUGAAGAGGAAAGCCUGAACCAGUUGUACUCGUUUGCCAGCGAAGUUCAUACCAAAUUCGAAUCCAAAAUGCAUAACACCAAGCUAUAUAAAGAGCCUAUGUAUGACUAUUUCAAGAACGUUUUCAUGAACCUACCUCUUGCUUGUGUAAUUGGAGGCGAUAUUCUGGCGAUGCACGGAGGGAUCAGUCCGAAACUGAGAUCUUUGCAAGUACGUAAAGUUUCGAGUACAUGA
Molecule: messenger RNA, 555 nt
Organism: Haemonchus placei
Lineage: Eukaryota; Metazoa; Nematoda; Chromadorea; Rhabditida; Trichostrongylidae
Source: the annotation of a GenBank genome assembly